Messenger RNA from Neogale vison (American mink), 3529 nucleotides. It is a transcript of the gene MME, whose product is annotated as membrane metalloendopeptidase. Gene Ontology annotation, cellular component: plasma membrane. Bases 191 to 2440 code for a protein of 749 amino acids. NCBI's taxonomy places the organism in Eukaryota, Metazoa, Chordata, Mammalia, Carnivora, Mustelidae. Gene Ontology annotation, biological process: protein processing; amyloid-beta clearance. Gene Ontology annotation, molecular function: metalloendopeptidase activity. The transcript is spliced from 23 exons. The record is from RefSeq and is a predicted model, not a curated record.
CGGAAACCUUCAGGUCACCCAGAGAACUGCUCCUCUCGCUCGUCCUGCGGCGGUGAGGCGGAGGGGGGGUGAGAGCGCCGAGACGCGCGGGGCGCGGAGAUGUGCAAGUGGCGAAGCUGGACCGAGCGCAAGCGGGAGCAGCCGCCCAACUCCCGGCGCGGGAUCUGCUGAGAGGCCACGAUUUUAGGUGAUGGGCAGAUCAGAAAGUCAGAUGGAUAUAACGGAUAUCAGUACUCCAAGGCCAAAGAAACAACGAUGGACCUCCCUGGAGAUCAGUCUCUCGGUCCUUGUCCUGCUCCUUACUGUCAUUGCUGCAACGAUGAUCGCACUCUAUGCAACCUAUGAUGAUGGUAUUUGUAAGUCAUCAGACUGCAUAAAAUCAGCUGCUCGACUGAUCCAGAACAUGGAUGCCACUGCUGAGCCUUGUACAGACUUUUUUAAAUAUGCCUGUGGAGGCUGGUUGAAACGCAACGUCAUUCCUGAGACCAGCUCCCGUUACAGUAACUUUGACAUUUUAAGAGAUGAACUAGAAGUCGUUUUGAAAGAUGUUCUUCAGGAACCCAAAACUGAAGAUAUAGUAGCAGUACAGAAAGCAAAAACAUUGUACAGAUCUUGUAUAAAUGAAUCUGCCAUUGAUAGUAGAGGCGGAAAACCUCUACUCAGUCUGUUACCAGAUAUAUAUGAUUGGCCGGUAGCAACAGAAAACUGGGAGCAAACAUAUGGUACUUCUUGGACAGCUGAGAAAGCUAUUGCACAACUAAAUUCCAAAUAUGGGAAAAAAGUCAUUCUUAAUUUUUUUGUUGGCACUGAUGAUAAGAACUCUGUGAACCACAUAAUUCAUAUUGACCAGCCUCGACUUGGCCUCCCCUCCAGAGACUACUAUGAGUGCACUGGGAUAUAUGAAGAGGCUUGUACAGCGUAUGUAGAUUUUAUGAUUUCUGUGGCCAGACUGAUUCGUAAGGAGAAAGGACUGCCCAUCGAUGAAAACCAGCUUUCUUUGGAAAUGAAGAAAAUUAUGGAAUUGGAAAAAGAAAUUGCCAAUGCUACAACUAAACCUGAAGAUCGAAAUGACCCCAUGCUUCUUUAUAACAAAAUGACAUUAGCCCAGAUCCAGAAUAACUUCUCACUAGAGAUCGAUGGGAAGCCAUUCAGCUGGUCAAAUUUCACAAAUGAAAUCAUGUCAACUGUGAAUAUUAAUAUUGCAAAUGAGGAAGAUGUGGUGGUUUAUGCUCCAGAAUAUUUAACCAAACUUAAGCUCAUUCUUACCAAAUAUUCUGCCAGAGAUCUUCAAAAUUUAAUGUCCUGGCAGUUCAUAAUGGAUCGUGUAAGCAGCCUCAGCCGAACCUACAAGGAGUCCAGAAAUGCUUUCCGCAAGGCCCUUUAUGGCACAACAUCAGAAACAGCAACAUGGAGACGUUGUGCAAACUAUGUCAAUGGGAAUAUGGAAAAUGCUGUGGGAAGGCUGUAUGUGGAAGCAGCAUUUGCUGGAGAGAGUAAACAUGUGGUUGAGGAUUUGAUUACACAGAUCCGUGAGGUUUUUAUUCAGACUUUAGAUGACCUCACUUGGAUGGAUGCUGAAACAAAAAAGAAAGCUGAGGAAAAGGCUUUAGCCAUUAAAGAAAGAAUUGGCUAUCCCGAUGACAUUAUUACAAACGAAAAUAAACUGAACAGUGAAUACGCUGAGUUGAACUACAAGGAAGAUGAAUACUUUGAGAACAUAAUUCAAAACUUGAAGUUCAGCCAAAAUAAACAACUAAAGAAGCUCCGAGAAAAGGUGGACAAGGAUGAGUGGAUAAGCGGAGCAGCUGUAGUCAAUGCAUUUUAUUCUUCAGGCAGAAAUCAAAUAGUCUUCCCAGCAGGCAUUCUCCAGCCCCCCUUCUUCAGUGCCCAUCAGUCUAACUCAUUGAACUACGGGGGUAUCGGCAUGGUCAUAGGACAUGAAAUCACCCAUGGCUUCGAUGACAAUGGCAGGAAUUUUAACAAGGAUGGAGACCUCGUUGAUUGGUGGACUCAACAGUCAGCAAAUAAUUUUAAAGCCCAAUCCCAGUGCAUGGUGUACCAGUAUGGAAACUUCUCCUGGGACCUAGCAGGUGGACAGCACCUCAAUGGAAUUAAUACGCUGGGAGAAAAUAUUGCUGAUAAUGGAGGUAUUGGCCAAGCAUACAGAGCCUAUCAGAAUUAUGUUAAAAAGAAUGGUGAAGAAAAAUUACUUCCUGGACUUGACCUAAACCACAAACAAUUAUUCUUCUUGAACUUUGCCCAGGUGUGGUGUGGCACCUACAGGCCAGAGUAUGCUGUCAACUCCAUUAAAACAGAUGUUCACAGUCCAGGGAAUUUCAGGAUUAUUGGGACUUUGCAGAACUCCCCCGAGUUUUCAGAGGCCUUCCACUGCCGCAAGAAUUCAUACAUGAAUCCAGAAAAGAAAUGCCGAGUUUGGUGAUCUUCAGAAAAAGCGUGUGGCCCUUGGCUAGAUUUGCCAACACCACAGAAAUGGGGAACUCUGUCCACAGAGGUCAUUGUAAUUACAUGGGGUUAGUUCACAGAGAUGACAGAGCAUCAUAUUAGAAAUGAAGUUAGGUUAUUCUGGAAAAGGUGUGGAGGGGGGGGGUCCGGUGUCUAUCAAAUCAUCACUUUUCACUGUGUAAAUAAUGCUUGAUCUCUGAAGAUAUUACCAUUUCAUUUCUGUUUUUCAUAUGAUCAGCCAGUUUGAAAACAGUGUUAAACACUCGAUGUAGACUAGGAUUUCUAAUCAAAGGGAAAUUAAAGAGAUUGAAGCAUACAGUUGGCUCCAACAGCACAGCUGCAACAUGAGGGUUAAAAACACAUUGCCUAACUACUUAUGUUUACUUUUAUUUGCAACAUUUUGCUCCUACAGAACUCUUCCAAAGAAUUCUUAUACAUCUUGGGGCCUUGGGACUUAAAGUAAUUUUUAAACCAAUUUUGCCAAUCAUCAGUUAUUCAUUCUGAGAUCAUUUUAUUUUAAGCCACUCUUAGGGCUAAAAUGAAUGUCUGAAACUGAUUUUCAUUGUACCUGCUUUCACCAAUACUGAGAUUCUUGGGGCUCCCUGCAAUUUUCUAAGCAAUUUCUUGUUCUCUCUCUCUCUCUCUCUCAAAACUUGAUCUUUUUAAGAGAUUUGUAGUAAUGUAUAAAUAAUAAUUUUUAUAUUUAAUUAUUAACUACAUUUAUGACUAAGUAAUUAUUAUUAUAAGUAAUCAUGGAAUAUUGACGUUUCAGACAGAUGAAUAGUUACGGACCAAGAUCUGAAAAGUGAUGUACAAAGGGAGAUUUGGGACUUUUUAAACUUAUCAAUCAUAUUGAUAAAAAGCUUUAAGCACAAACUCUGGGUUAAAAAUUGUCAUUGGACAGUUGUCUAAAGCGGGAUUUUCAAAAUAAACUCUGUUCCUGAGGGCUAUGAUAAAAGGACAACACUGCGUCUAUGUAGCUCUGCAUCUCCUUAUCUUUUCAGGUGUGUCAUCUGAUGGAAAUAUUUUGAUAAUAAAUUGAAACUAUAAGCCCAUUACUCACCAA